CAUGACAGCGUGCUGUGAACAGCUACUUUAAAUAAUAUUGAUCGCUGGCGAACUCAUCCCCCCUCCGAUUGGCAGUUAACCGUGGCACACGCCUGUCACACGAAUAUAUUGACUGUGCAAAUAACGGUGCGUGUCAACUGGGGCUACGGGAGGUGACCGAGGGACACACACGCGCCGUUAUGUCUUAAGCUAGCUCCAGUAGGCGCAUGACGUGCGCAGCCUAAAAGUAGCACUGCAUCAGCAGUCCUCGGCAGAACGAGAGAGAAAAAGUCGAUAGGCCAGAUUGCAUUUGCUGUGGCAUCAGCCGGGAUUUAAUCGAUACAAGCUGCUGAGACAAUGGUUGGUCUAUACUCGCAGCAUCAGGACCUCAUUCGGGAUGGCUGCGACGAGCGAUGGACGUGGAACAAGAGGGACAAGUCGCACGAGGUCAAGACAUGUGGGGAGGGGAUGGAAACGGCCCACUUCCACCCUCACUGGUCCAACGGAACGGCAGGGAUACGGGGAAACUGUGUGCUGAACUAUGGGAUCCAUUAUUGGGAAAUUAAAGUGUCGCAAAGGAUUUUCGGAACAAGUAUGAUGUUCGGAAUAGGGACUAAACGAGCUAGACUUCACGUAGAUGCUUUUGUGAAUAUCAUAGGUGAGGAUCAGUACAGCUGGGGACUAUCACACAAGGGACUCCUUUGGCACAACGGUAAGAGCAGACAGUACACCAAGCCCUUCAAAGAAAACGAGGCCACGGUAGUAGGAGUGCUAUUUGACGGAAUUGCGGGGACUUUAACGUUUUUUAAAGACGGUUUUUCGUUGGGUGUGGCGUUCACGGGACUUAAUAGCGUGACAGAAAACCUCUACCCCAUAGCAGCAUCCACUGCGGCCAAAACAGAGAUGACCUUAGGGAUUCGCCGGAGGGGGUACCAGAGUCUACAGGACCGCUGUCGCGUCAAGAUUCUGUCUAGCAUCCGUAAGCAGCAGGAGAUUGACCACCUGCCCCUGCCCAGCAGUAUGCGAUCGUUCAUCAAGGACGCCGCAUGUGUUUAACGUACAUAGAGGCAGAUCAUCGAUUGUGUGCGAAAUCUUUGAUUGUGAAUUAUUCAUUGCUUGAAGUAUUUAUUUUAGCAAACAAAAAAAUAUUUUAUUAUUUUUGGGUCUCUUUGUAUUAAUAUUUUAUUCGGGAGGGGAGGGGGUAUUUUCUUUGUUCAAACAAAGCGUUGGAUUCCUCUUCUAUUUAUUUAUUGAUUUUUUUUCUCCCUUUUGCUUUGAAAGAAGCUUUAACAAAAUUAAUUAUGAAAAUGAGUGGGGAUCACGUGGUGCUCUUUGCAUAAUUUAUCUGAAUCUGUUUUCUUUGUUGUCAUGCAAUUGACACUAUUUGAAUGGGGCAGAAAUCGAUAAGAUUCGAUCAGCUGUCUCGCUUUCACGGUCACCAAAUGCUGCGACCGUAGAGCUUAUCAUAUUUAUGUUUCACGCAUAAUUGAAUCUCCCUGAAUGAUGGUGCUAUAUAGUAUUUGAGACAUUCAUUUUUUAUUAUCAUAUUUGUCAUAUAAUAAUUGUAUAGUGCAAUUAGAUAUAUCUAGACCGAACGAGUGUGUUUUGAAUUUUGAUAUGUGCAUUUUCUACAAAAUAUUGGAUGAGGAUAUCUAGUCAUUAUUUGUCCACGUUUGAAAGACCCAUGUGUAUAAUUGUGUAUGUUAGCAAAGGAUCGAUAUAAAUGUGUAUAUCCAUGUUAGACAUGGAACAAGUGUGCGUUCAUGAUCAGUUGCAUGGUGUGUGUGUGUGUGUGUAUAACUAAGAAUGUAUGUGUAUAAAUGUGUACAAAUGUGUAAGACUAAGAAUUUGGCUAUUUAUUUGUAUAACUGUAUAUGUCAUAAUGUAGUGAUGAUUUAGCUUUUGUAUAUCAAUGUUAUCGAUUUUGUUUUAUUUUUACGGGUCGUUUGAAAUCCAUUGUGCAUGUGUGAGGAAGUGUGAAUGAAAGAAAUGAGAAAUUUCUUAGGGCCGGGCCCCAGUGCAAUAUUUUCUCUAGAUUGAGUUUGGACAGAAUCAAGUUUUCAGCCUGAUCUCAAUAUAUAGAUCGUGUAGACUUAGAUCCCGUCAAUGUGUGAGUUUUCCCGGAUUAUCUCAAAGGAUAUCCGGUUUCCGGUUUACCUGAACACAUUUCCGCCCGAUGUUUGUUUCAUUUCAUUAGCGAACAAUUUUUAAUAUCGAUAUUGUUGUGAUAGAACUCAGUGUAACUUAUUUAUUUAAUUUAUUGUGUAUGUAAUAAAAACAUGUGAUCAAAUCUCGGAAAAAA
This is a messenger RNA of Magallana angulata, 2281 nucleotides long. Its product is annotated as SPRY domain-containing SOCS box protein 3-like. The record is from RefSeq and is a predicted model, not a curated record. Lineage: Eukaryota; Metazoa; Mollusca; Bivalvia; Ostreida; Ostreidae. Gene Ontology annotation, biological process: proteasome-mediated ubiquitin-dependent protein catabolic process; intracellular signal transduction. Gene Ontology annotation, cellular component: SCF ubiquitin ligase complex. Gene Ontology annotation, molecular function: protein binding. The transcript has a single exon. The coding region runs from base 337 to 1035 and encodes 232 amino acids.